AUGAGCUCAGAUGAAAUUUCAAUCCACUCAGUUGGAACCUCUUUGGAGAAAUCUGAACCUAAAUUAGCCACUAGUGGCAAUCAGGAGCCCGACACAGAAGCAAAGGAUACAAUUACAGUAUAUGAUUUAGUAAGUCAACUACAGGAAUCCCUGACAGAACUAGACAAAGAUCUAGAUACCAAGAACGAAACACUACAACAGUCUAUCAAAAAAAUAGAAAACAAAUUAACAGAACUUACAAAGAAGAAGAAGUAA
Molecule: messenger RNA, 255 nt
Organism: Tetrapisispora phaffii CBS 4417
Lineage: Eukaryota; Fungi; Ascomycota; Saccharomycetes; Saccharomycetales; Saccharomycetaceae
Gene: BIL1
Product: Bil1p
Exons: 1
Coding region: 1-255 (84 amino acids)
Source: RefSeq, a predicted model, not a curated record